Molecule: messenger RNA, 2331 nt
Organism: Colletotrichum graminicola M1.001
Lineage: Eukaryota; Fungi; Ascomycota; Sordariomycetes; Glomerellales; Glomerellaceae
Exons: 5
Coding region: 1-2331 (776 amino acids)
Source: RefSeq, a predicted model, not a curated record
AUGCCGUACUCAGAGAGCGCGCAGGCCGCGCUAGUCCAAUGGGCCAACACAUUUCCCCUCGACAAGAAAGCCGACUCAAUAUCGGAUUUCCUCGAUGGCCACCUUCUGUCACAGGUCCUCCAGCACCUGGAUCCCACCUUCGACGCCAACCCUACUGAGGGCGAGCUUUACGACGUCUACAGGGGCAUUGUCAAGUUAGUCUAUCGCGAGUGCCCUGGCCUCGUCGGCCAGGCCAAGCUCGCCGACAUUCGUCCUAGCGCGAGAGAAGCACGCCCCGAAGCCAUCAGCAAGGUACAGACCCAGCGUCGUCUACGUGGAAGGACAGUUAGGCUAACAAAGUGCGGCUCCCAGCUUCUCGCCGUGUUGUUCGCCGUUGCGAUGUUAGGCAGCAGCAACGAACGAUACGUUAUGCGUAUCACCGAAGACAUUAAAGAUAUGACGAUUCUCAUGCAGCUACAAAGGGUCACGCAGGACAUGAAGGCGGUGAUGGAGGAGGCCGAGGCCCAGGACCUGGAGGAGGCCUCGGAGGUUGGUCACGAAAGCCACAAUGCAGACCUUGCCAUGGAAGCCGACAACAUCCGCCUCCGUUCCGACCUGGACAAAAAGGGAAAACUUCUUGCAGACAUGGAAACGCGCUUGGGCCACCUUCAGGAAAGCUACGAUGACCUGAAGGAAGAGGUGGUACGGAAGGGCAGGGAGCUAGAGGCGUUCCACAGUGCUCAGGACGGUGCCGGCAAGGAGGUUAUCAGGUCGCUGGAGCUCAAACUGCGUGAGCAGGACGAGCUCAUUGCCAACCAAGAGGCACAGGCCGAGGACGAUCGCAUUACCAAGGAGCGGCUGAUGAGCGAGGUCUCGGCGCUUAAGGUCAAGGCCCAGAAGCUUGAGACCCUUGACGACGAGGUGAAGGAGCUGCGUUUCAAGAACGAGGAGCUUUCUCGCAAGGCCAACAUGGUGGAGCGAUACAAGCAGAAGCUCGAGGCACAGUCCACAUUAUCCAAGGAGAUGGACAAUCUGCUGUAUGAGAAGGAGCAGAUGCAGCGCGACCUCAUCGAAUACGAGAAGGUUCUAAAGAGGAACCAGGCAUUGGAGCAAACCAAUGAACAGUAUGCCUCCAAGCUCCGAGAUUAUGAGCUGCAGUACGUUGAGCUGGAUGCCCAGAGGAGAGCUCUUCACGAUGACGCCCAGCAGUUGAGAGAUCGUCUGGCCACUCUCGACGCUCAGCGACUCUCUGAUGAACGAUGGAUUGCCGAGUUGCAGGAGCAGAUCAACUCCGGACCACAAGUCGCCUUGUCACCCGAUGCGGGGACCGCAGGCUUCAGUCUCGAGGAGGAGCUUGAGGGCGCUGGCAACAGUGUCGCUCCUAACCCGGCACUCGAAAUUUCGCGUCUCAAGGCCGAGAACAACCUGCUUCGGAGCGGUAUGGGCUCCGCUUCAGAGAAUGCCCGGCUUCGACAAGAGCUCGAGGAGGAGCGUAGACAACGAGAGCGUAUCCAGGGAACUUACAACGACACCUUCGAGAAGCACCAGCUUGCAGAGGCCCAAAUCAGCGCUCUGAUCGAAAGCAGCGGCGAAAAUCAAGUGCUUGCCAACCUGAGAAUCCAGAUCGCCCAGAAGACGCAGGAACUUGAAAGCGAAAAGAGACGACUGAAGGAGGUUCAGGCGCAACUGUCAGACAAGGAUCGCGAGCUCCUUAGCGCGAGAACUGACCUCUCCGCCGUUGCGAAGGACAGCGCCGAAGCUCUCGAGGAACUCAAGUCCACUGACCAGCUCAUCUCAGCGUCUAUUCGAGAGGAACUCGAGGCGGCGCGCCAGCAGCUCAAGAACUUUGCCACUGACCUUGAAGAGCAGCGCACAUCACUCAUUAACGCCCUGCUUGAGAAGGACAAGUUGCGUAAGGACCUGGACGAGGCCAGGGAGGCACGACAAGACGGCACCGAGCCUGUCGAGGUUGUCCAGAAGCUCCAGGACAAGGUUGAAAAGCUCCGCGGUAGACUCAAGGAGCGCACAUCACAAUUGGAGAAGUCGGAGCAAGACAAAUACGACUUACAGCGAAAGCUCAAGGCUGCCGAGGGCGGAGAGGCUGCCGCAGCGCAAAAGGCCGCGAGCGACCAGAUUAUCAAGAAUCUCCAACGCGAGAACGCCCUCAUCGCCACGGCUUGGUAUGACCUUACUAGUCGGAUUCAGAGCAACCACGUCGUGCUGCAGAGACGCAACGAGGCGCCCAAGAGUUGGUUGGGCAAGCAGAGGCAGAUGGUCAACGGUAAGUACCUUCUCUUACGCCUCUUUGAAGAUAUUUGGGGACUGAUGGGAGGAAAAUGUAGCUACUCCUAG